Chelonia mydas (Green sea turtle) is the source of this 2852-nucleotide messenger RNA. It is a transcript of the gene DNAJB9, whose product is annotated as DnaJ heat shock protein family (Hsp40) member B9. NCBI's taxonomy places the organism in Eukaryota, Metazoa, Chordata, Testudines, Cheloniidae. Gene Ontology annotation, molecular function: misfolded protein binding; protein-folding chaperone binding. Bases 150 to 803 code for a protein of 217 amino acids. The record is from RefSeq and is a predicted model, not a curated record. Gene Ontology annotation, cellular component: endoplasmic reticulum. The transcript is spliced from 3 exons.
CGUGCACUAACGCGGCGGUGUCACGUGAGAUAGGGCAGCCAAUAGUGUAGCGCUUCGUGUAGGAUUCGAUCUAUGGUUGCGGCCGCCCUGGUCGUCCGCUCAGAGCAGGAGGAGAGGAGCGCGCGUGCGGGGCGGGAGGCACUUCAGAAAUGGCUACCACACAGUCUGUCUUCACAUUUGCUGUCUGCAUUUUAAUGAUAACCGAAUUAAUAUUGGCUAGAGAAAGUUACUAUGACAUUUUAGGAGUUCCAAAAAAUGCAUCUGACCGCCAGAUCAAGAAGGCAUUUCACAAACUGGCCAUGAAGUACCACCCAGACAAAAAUAAGAGUCCUAGUGCAGAAGCAAAAUUCAGAGAAAUUGCAGAAGCAUAUGAAACGUUAUCGGAUGAGAAUAAACGAAAAGAAUAUGACCAGUUUGGCCAUGGUGGAGGACAAGGAAAUAAUGGAAGCCCAUUCCAACAGUCAUUUAAUUUCAACUUUGAUGACUUGUUCAAAGAUUUUGACUUGUUUGGUCAAAACCAAAACUCACGGUCAAAGAAGCAUUUUGAAAAUCACUUCCGGGGUCAUCGGGAGGCUCACAGCAGGCAAAGACGUUCUUUCCAAGAUUUCUCCUUUGGAGGUGGACUGUUUGAUGAUGUGUUUGAAGAUAUGGAAAAAAUGUUUUCUUUCAGUGGCUUUGACAAUGCACACCAGCACACAGUACAAACUGAUAGCAGAUUCCAUGGAUCUAGCAAGCAUUGUAGGACUGUCACUCAGCGCCGAGGAAACAUGGUUACUACAUACACAGACUGUUCUGGACAAUAAUAUUUCCUUUUUCUUCCAUAUUUCUCUUCCCGUUUCCUCACCUUGAUGAUUUUCUUGUUUAGUGCUAAUAUGGAACAAAAACUCUUCUCUGAACUGUCUGAUAAACUAUUAAAGUAUUUAACGUAAUUGCGGUAAAGAAAUUCUAAUUAAACUAAUUCUUGCAGCUAAAACAUGCAGCAAAAUGGGAGAUGAGUGCCUCAUCUGUCUAGAAAAGGCUGUGUAUGGGGGAAAUAAAUCCCAUAUUAAAUAAGAAAUGUUUACCAAAUUGAAAUAUAUUUCAAUUUUUUAACAUAGGAGGAGGGUGUGGGUGUUUUUUUUUGUUUUUGUUUUAUUUUUUAAUUAAAUAUUCUUACCUUAAUAUGAUUUUUGUCAAACAUCCUAUCAGGGGUGUAGACUUACUGAUGCAUGUAUAGCCACAUGAGUUAAACUAAUUAUUGUGAAGUGUUAAACUUACAACUUCCUCUUUUUUUCUUUUUAAAAAAAUCCUUAUAGACUUAACUUGCAGUAUUCAGCUGCUGUAGACUACGUUGUGGGAACUAUGUAUAAUUCACACACAAUACAGCAGUGGAAAUUCAACUCAUCUGCAUUUUAACUUGCAUGAUCAGUUCUAGAAAUGUGAAUGUAGAACAUCUUUAAAACAGUGUAAGGAACCAUUGCCUGGAGUUUAGAAGUUUGUAUUUCCAAAUGUCCUUUCAUUGGCCACAAGCCUGUAAAGACUUUAGCAUGAACAUAACUGUGCAUAUGUGAGUUGUCUGACUCCAGCAGGACUACUUGUGUGUGUAAAGUUGUGUACAUGUGUAAGUCUUUGUAGGAUCCAGGACAUUAUCUAUCUAAAAACUAAAUAUGAGAACCUGUAUUAUUGUAGUACAUACUUACUAUUUAGUUAUGUCCCCCUGGAAAAUGGGGGUAGUGAAAGGUUAUUUUAUCCUCAAAUUAUUGCUUUUUAAAUUCUCCUCAUGAUGUUAUAGUGAACUUAAACUAAGUAAAAUUAGAUCCCUAUGCCUGAUGUGACUUGUAGGUUAAACAAGUACAUUUUUGUAGUAAAUAGAUCUGCAAAUUCCAUCACAGAUUUCUUCAUAUAAAAGAAUUAUUGUCCCAGCUUCACAACUUGAAAGGUAAACUCUCUUCUCCAAGUGAAUAAACAGCAAAAUUGAAAGUCAGACUUCUUGUGGUAUUUGUUUAGUUACAUUUGGCAAUUGAGUCUGCCGUAGUGGUGGUGGCAUACUAAAGUUGUCAUUUGCUAUGCAGCCAGCAAUGAAGUCCAUAAGCCACUAUAAACUGGAAGAAAAACCCUCCAUAUCCAAAUGUCACCCUAAUAGAUCUCUACAUCAGUCCUUGAAGAUUUUCUUUGAGUAUUAAUAUAGGACUGACUGGACUUCCAUGUAGUCACUGUAUCAAACUUCAUCUUUUCAGUAAAAUGGGUGCCACCCACAAUUGAGAAUUGCCAGUUGUAACUUAAACUAAUGUUUAAAAUUACAUUUCACUUACUUUGUGAAAACUUACCUUUCACGUUGAUUGAGUGAGCAAAUUGAGUGUAGGUUGCUGUGUCCUAAAUAAGCUUCAUCUUUUUAAAAAGCCCUAGACUAAUUUUAUUAUAAGGAAGAGACUUUGCCCUUCAGCUCUCAUUUAAUAUUCCUCCGCUACAUCCUCACUCAUCGUGCUAACCUUCCCAUGACUGUCAAUAUUGUCUUUUGUUAAAUUUCACUCACCUAAAAGCCUAGAAAGGAUUUUUGUGUUAAGUGCUUUCUCUUUCAUUCUUUGUCUACUUUAUUUAUAAAUUGACUAAUACCUCAUAUUCUGUCUUUAUAAAAAGCCAGUAAUUUGUGAAACCUUAUCAGAAUGUGCAAUAUUCUUAUGGUAGAGAGAAAUGUGCUUUUAUUUUUUGUGCAAGUAGAUUUUAAUUUUGUUGUGUACUUUAAUGUAAAUUUCUGCACUUUUUCCAUAACAUACUCUAUAUGGAUAUUAAUCCUAUGGAUACAUUUAAGCAAAAAUAGCAACUGUCGUUCAUACAACAUGGGUAUGUAAGUAAACAAAUAUUUACAACUUGAA